Molecule: messenger RNA, 516 nt
Organism: Lachancea nothofagi CBS 11611
Lineage: Eukaryota; Fungi; Ascomycota; Saccharomycetes; Saccharomycetales; Saccharomycetaceae
Source: the annotation of a GenBank genome assembly
AUGCUACCCGCGAAAAGCUCACUGCUGAAUGCAGUUUCGAAGAGGUCUUUCAGCACCCGCUUACCACUGCUGAACUUGUCAUUUAAGAUCAAACUCACUCCCAAUGAGAAAUCCCAGAUCAACUUGAAAACGAGUAAUUCGAGCUCGAACGGCACCCAAACUAAGAGAAUUGACCCCAGACUAGUCAAAAAAUUUCAAAGUGGGACUACAUACGAUCCUUUCGACUUUUCUUUAGCGAGGAUCCAUCUCGACAAGAAGUUUGCGUCUAGAAACUCCUCUAACGAUCUGUUCGACAAAAACGGCGUGGACCCACUGGACCUUUACACAAACCCGGAGUUUCUGUCGCAGUUCGUUACAUCCUCCGGCAAAAUUCUGCAUAGGGACGUGACUGGGCUCUCAGCCAAAAACCAACGUCGUUUGAGUAAAGCCAUCAGGAGAUGCCAAGCGAUUGGUCUCAUGUCCAAGACGCAUAGGGAUGUUUCCUAUCUACCAUCAAGAAUAAUGGGUAAAAUAUGA